Molecule: messenger RNA, 2309 nt
Organism: Syzygium oleosum
Lineage: Eukaryota; Viridiplantae; Streptophyta; Magnoliopsida; Myrtales; Myrtaceae
Product: TMV resistance protein N-like
Exons: 3
Coding region: 297-2195 (632 amino acids)
Biological process (GO): signal transduction; defense response
Molecular function (GO): ATP hydrolysis activity; ADP binding
Source: RefSeq, a predicted model, not a curated record
UCCACUGGGACCAUUAGUGAUCUAUACUAUUCUCUACCUUUGUUAUCCAUUUGCCCGCCAAUCGGAAUAACCCCGUGAUUUGCUUUCUUCAGAAAAAAUAAGUCCAUGUGGUUACACCUAUUAGAUAUCUUAGUCCAUCAUUUUCCAAAUUUCUAAUAUUAUUUUUUUAUUGACUUUGCCCUAAAAAAGCCAUACACCUCUGUCCUCUAGUAUAAGAAUAAAUCAACAAGAAGAUCAAAUGGUGAAUGAACUACCUGAAAACACACUACCAAAUCUUAAGCUAAUACUCUUUGCUGAUGGUUGAACUCCAUCAUCUAAUGGCUUCUUCAUCAAAACCUGAAAGGAUUUACCAUGUGUUCUUAAGUUUCAGAGGUGAGGACAUUCGGAACAACUUUCUCGGUCAUCUCUACGAAGCUCUUAACCAAAAAGGAAUCUACACUUAUGUUGAUAGCGAGGAGCUCAGGAAAGGAGAGCAAAUAGUGCCAGCACUUAUGAAGGCAAUCGAUGAAUCACAGAUCGCAUUAAUUGUUUUCUCUGAGGAUUUCCCUUCCUCAUGGUGGUGUUUGGAAGAGGUGGCGAGAAUCAUGGACUGCAAGAAAGAAAGAGCUCUCUUGGUCUUUCCCUUGUUUUACAAAGUGGAACCUAGAGAAGUGAAAACACCAAGAGAGAGGUAUAGAGAAGCUAUGAUUAAGCAUGAGUCCAAGUUCGGGAAGGAUUCAAAGGAAGUGAAGAGAUGGGAGAAAGCUCUUUCCGAUGCUGCUAACUUGUCCGGGUGGCAUUUGAAAGAUGGAGAUGAGUCAGAGCUUAUAAAAAGAAUUGUGACGGAAAUCUCCACUCACCUAGACCGAACACUUCUGCAUGUUGCUACACAUCCAGUUGGGAUAGAUUCCCGAGUGGUUAAGUUAAAAUCGAUGUUAAACCUUGAGUCUGAUGAUGAUGUUCUCAUGGUAGGAUUGUGGGGACAGGGAGGCAUAGGAAAGACGACUUUAGCCAAAGCUGUUUAUAAUGAUAUUUUCAAUCAAUUUGGGAAUUCAUGUUUUUUGGCGAAUGUUCGAGAAGUUUCAAAAGAUUGCAAGGAUUUAGUAACUUUGCAAGAAAAUUUACUAUUUGAGAUAUUAGCACUGAAAGAAAGAUUAGUAGUGUCCAAUGUUGACAGAGGUAUUAAUCUAAUACAAGAAAGACUUUGUCACAAAAAAGUUCUCCUCAUCCUUGAUGACGUGGAUGACUUGCGCCAAUUACAUGCUUUAGUAGGAGAAGGUAAGUGGCUUCGUAACGGGAGCACGAUCAUUGUUACUACAAGAGAUAGCCAUUUGCUAACUUAUCUCGGGAUAGAUCAAUAUCAUGUGUACGAGAUUAGAGAACUGGAUGACAGUGAAGCUCGUGAGCUGUUUAGUAAGCAUGCUUUUCCGACACACCAAAAAUUUAAAAUCAGGACAGAUCUAGUGGAUAGUGUUCUAAAUCAUGCUAAAGGCCUUCCUUUAGCACUUGAGGUGCUAGGUUCCUUCUUACGCGGUAGAAGAGAAUAUGAAUGGGAAAGUGCACUGGAUGAAAUUUCUACGGCUCCUAAAAAAGGCAUCAAUGAUGUGCUCAAAAUAAGUUAUGAUGGACUAGAGCCAAAAGUGAAAGAGAUCUUUCUCCACAUUGCCUGCUUCUUUAAGGGCUGGGAUAGUGAGUAUGUAAAGAAAGUUCUCGACAGUUGCGAUCUUAAGGCAGUAAUAGGAUUACAAAUUCUCAUGGAGAGGUCCUUGAUAAGAAUUGAGUCCAAGAACAUACAAAUGCAUGACUUGAUUCAAUUUAUGGGUAUGGAUAUUGUGAACCAAGAAAGCGAUGAUCCCGGGAAACGCAGCAGACUAUGGUUGUAUGAUGACGUUGUCGAUGUUCUGUCAAGUGACACGGAAGAUUGUGUUGUAAAAGCCAUAGUGGUGGAGCCACCUGAGCCGAUAGAAAUAUGUAUCAAUCCUGAUGCUUUUACAAAACUGAGAAGUUUGAGAAUGCUCAUUUUGCAAAAUGUGCAUAAUUCUUUCCAAGGUCCUAUAUGGCUUCCUAAUGAGCUAAGAUGGUUUCGAUGGGAUAGAUGUGCUCCUCGGAUUCUAGAAUUUUCUUCUGGUAGAAAGAAAUUAGUGGGACUUGAUAUGAGCAAUUGCAGUAUCACAGUAGUGCCAAAUCAAUUUAAGGUGAGCAUUUACCUACAUUAGCCCUUUUGAAUUCAAUAUAUGAAAUUUGUAUUUUCUUUCCCAUGUUUUUCAAAGUUGGUUUCAUUGUCUUUGAUAAACUUCAACAAAUUUUAAAUUUUAUUGAUUUUUGGGAAA